AUGAUUUUAGUCGUGUUCGAUAGUUGUGUUCCAUCCGAGCUGUCUAAAUUAAGCACUAGGAGUUCAGAGAGUGAUAGAAGAAGCGAUAUAGAUAGCGCUUCAGAAGGAGAAACUGCUAGGAAGGAAGACAAUAAAACAUUGCGCAUCAAAUUUAAAAUGAUAACAAAAGGUGAAAACCCCACUUAUGAGAUCGUGAAGCCUAGCGAUGAGAGGGAUGAAUUGAACGAAAAAACGCUACCUCGCAAAGAAGCAAAAAAAAGGAAGAACGAAGAAGCCGAGACAGAAAAGGCAAAAAGAAGGAAGACAAAAAAGGCAAGUAGAAAAGAGACAGAAAAGGCAGAAAGAAGCAAGACAGAAGAGGCAAAAAAGAAGAAGAGCGAAGAAGCCGAGACAGAAGACGCAAAAAAGAGGAAGGGCGAAGAAGCCCAGUCAGAAAGAAAUGAAUCAAAGUUGGUACCAAAGGAGGUAUUCCCAGACGGCAAUAAUUCGAAGGAUCCUAAGCACGAGUCAAAGUCGCCGCCAUCAAAAUCUAGCCCGAGUCGAGAGUAA
Molecule: messenger RNA, 549 nt
Organism: Harmonia axyridis
Lineage: Eukaryota; Metazoa; Arthropoda; Insecta; Coleoptera; Coccinellidae
Product: translation initiation factor IF-2-like
Exons: 2
Coding region: 1-549 (182 amino acids)
Source: RefSeq, a predicted model, not a curated record